AUGGAGGGAUCGAUGACAUCUGCUCAAGGCACCAGGGCUACGGCCAGGCAGAGGACGAGGGAGCUCGUGGAGAGCGCUCUGGACACACGCAGUCUGCCUGGUCUGCCCUCCUCGUAUGCUUUCCAUCCGCACCAGCCCCUGCUCUACUUCAUCGGCCGUCGCGAGGGGGACAAGUCGUCGUCGCUCUACUUCACCACCCUCCCCUCCCCAUCUUCUGCCGUGCCCGUCGAGGGUUUGCACAAAGAAGAAGGCCAGUGGCAGCCUCUCCUGCAGGCACCCGCCACCUCGUCGGGGCAGGAGAAAUUGUCCAAAGAAGAAGAGCUGCUGCGUGAGCGCAUGCGUUCUUUUGACUCGGGCAUCACGUCGUUCGACCUGCACAAGGAGAGUUGCCAGUUGCUGAUUCCUGCCGCGGGCAAGCUGUACACGGUUGAUGUAUCCCAGCAUACGCCUGAGGAAAACAAGUGCGAGCUCGCCGAGAUCCGGAGUGAGGUGAGUGGCGCUCGCAUGGACGCCAAGUUUUGCCCCUAUGAUCCCAACAUCGUGUCUUUUGUCAGGGAUGGCGACAUGUGGCUUGUCAACCGAGGCACUCACAAGGAAAAGCGCCUCACCUAUUCUCGCACGACCUCGAGCGACGACACCGCUUCUUCGGGGGUCGCUGAGUUCGUUAUGCAGGAGGAGUUCGAUCGCUACACGGGCUACUGGUGGCAGCCGAGUGCGGACAGCAGCAACCCCUCGCUGUGCCGCAUCUUGUACCUGCAGGUGGACGAGUCUGAUGUGGAGGUGUUCCACAUCCCCGAUGCGAGCGAUAUCCACGGCAAGACUGACUCCUUCCGCUACCCCCUGGCCGGUACGUACGACCUUGGACAUCCCACUCUUCCGUCUGAGUGGACGCUGAAGCCGUUCCCAUUAGGCGCCAAGAAUGCCAUCUCUCGCGUCUGUCUGGUCGAAUUCGACACCUCCAGCUGGGACAGCUCGCCCGUGGUCAAGUACUUGCAACCGAGCAUACAGGAGCGAUUCCCCUGGGUCGAAUAUAUCGUCCGCUGCGGCUGGACGGCUCCCAAAUACCGCGACGGCUCCAGGCCCUGGUUGCAGCUGCUGGAUCGUAAGCAACAAAAGUUGCAGCUCAUUUCACUUGAACUGUCUCAGUUCGCCGCCGAUACUGAUGCUGGGAGUGUGGCAAGCGAAGUCUCGGUGCUUCUGGAAGACAACAGCGAUAUCUGGAUCAACGUAACGAACGUGCUCUACUUCUUGGAAGACGGCUCAGGCCGGUUCAUUUGGGCUAGCGAAGUUCACACUGGCUAUCGGCAGCUGUACUUGGUCAGCCCAGGCCAGCAGGCCAAUAAGAACAGCUCCUUGGAGACGCACCUGUACGUUGCCUCGUAUGCCGAGCAAGCCAAGGCUGAGCACAUCCACAGGCUCACCACGGGAGGCUUCCAUCACGGGGCUGUUGCCGUCAGCCCAGCGUGCGACAAGUUUGUCAGCACCUUCUCCAACCUUUCGACGCCGCACGAAGCCAAGGUUCACCGCAUCGCCUGGAAUGAUGCCGCUUCUGCCGACCUGUCGGGAGGACCCUCGGUGGAGCUGCUGCUGUCCCUGUCUGUGCCCAAGUCAACCAAGGCCCCCAUCUUCCCCGCUCCUCCUCCGGAGCUGUUCUCCUUUACCAACCACUUCGGCGAGCAGGCGUACGGUGUGUACUGGCGUCCUCGCGGGCAGCACGAGGGCCAAAAGUGCCCCACGCUCCUCUACGUCUAUGGCGGACCCCACGUCCAGUUGGUCGUGAACAGCUACACGCUCACCGUUCAGUUCAAGCGCUAUCAGGUAGAGCUGCAGCUGUUUACGUGUACCAUGACGGCCGAUAGAGUGGCGUGCGUGAUAAUCGACGGUGCUGGCUCGUGGAAGCGAGGUCUAGCGUGGGAAGGCCGCCUGCGUAACAGCAUGGGCACGGUGUUGGGUCUGCAGCACCUCAUGAAAACGGAGCAGUUCAUCGAUCCCGCUCGCAUUGGAGUUACGGGCUGGUCUUAUGGUGGAUACCUCAGCCUAUGCUUCCUUGCUCAACGCCCCGACUUUUUCAAGGUUGCAAUUGCUGGCGGGCCUGUAACUCUGUGGGAAGCCUACGACACGGGAUACACCGAGCGCUACAUGGAUACGCCGCAACAUAACCCCGAAGGCUACUCCAAGGGAUCGGUGCUCAACAUGGUCUCGGGAUUCCCUGACGAGGACAACCGGCUGCUGAUUAUCCAUGGCCUCAUCGACGAAAAUGUGCACUUCUGCCACACGGCCAAGCUGAUAGACGAGCUCAGCAAAGCGGGCAAGCCCUACCAGCUGCAGGUGUUCCCCAGCGAGAGGCAUGGCGUGCGUACGCCUCAUGCGAGCAAGCACCUGGAGAUCGCCCUCGUAUCCUUUGUGCUGAACCACCUCUGA
Molecule: messenger RNA, 2421 nt
Organism: Acanthamoeba castellanii str. Neff
Lineage: Eukaryota; Discosea; Longamoebia; Acanthamoebidae
Product: dipeptidylpeptidase 9, putative
Exons: 20
Coding region: 1-2421 (806 amino acids)
Biological process (GO): proteolysis
Molecular function (GO): serine-type endopeptidase activity; dipeptidyl-peptidase activity
Source: RefSeq, a predicted model, not a curated record